This is a messenger RNA of Menidia menidia (Atlantic silverside), 1560 nucleotides long. The record is from the annotation of a GenBank genome assembly. Lineage: Eukaryota; Metazoa; Chordata; Actinopteri; Atheriniformes; Atherinopsidae.
CCAUGUUUAGCCGCUUUGUUGUAGAUCCAUCGUAGUGGGCUUCCUGCAGAUUUUAGCUCAAGUGUUGCAAUGGAAACAAGCUGGAGUACGUUUUUAUUUCAACAGGCCAAUGAGGCUUUGCAUCAGCAGCAUCAAAUAGCUGGGAACAGUCUCCUGCCUCUGCUGAAUUCUGCGAACGAGCCCCCCGACCAGAAGCCGGUGCUACCCAUCCCCUUGGACCAGAAGCCACCGGCCAGCGCCACGGGACACCUCAAAGACAAUUCGGCGGGAGGAGGUACUUUAGUAGCCGUGAAAAAGGAGCCCAAGUGCAAGACGCCCUUCAUCUGUGGCUACUGCAGCAAAGCCUUCCGAGACAGCUACCACCUGCGGCGGCACGAGUCCUGUCACACCGGCAUCAAGAUGGUGUCGCGGCCCAAGAAGGCCCAGAUGGCGCCCACCAUGGUGCCGCUCAUAUCCACCGUGACGCGCGAGAGCAACGGGAACGCCUCCUACGUCACGACGGUGGCCGGGUUGCUGACGACGGCCACCACGUCUACGGCGGCGAGCCCCGGCGUCAUGUCCCAGGUGCAGCACCAGCACCAACACCAACACCAGCAUCAACACCAGCAUCAACACCAACACCAGCAUCAGCAACAGCCGAGCGCCCCAAAGAAGCCCCCCAAGCCCGUGAAGAAGAACCACGGCUGCGACAUGUGCGGCAAGGCCUUCCGGGACGUCUACCACCUCAACCGCCACAAACUGUCCCACUCCGACGAGAAGCCCUUCGAGUGUCCCAUCUGCCACCAGCGCUUCAAGAGGAAGGACCGCAUGACGUACCACGUCCGCUCGCACGACGGGGGCGUUCACAAGCCUUACAUCUGCUCCGUGUGCGGGAAGGGUUUCUCCAGGCCCGAUCACCUCAGCUGUCACGUCAAGCACGUCCAUUCCUCCGAGAGGCCGUUCAAGUGCCAAGUAACGGCCUGCACCUCUGCCUUUGCCACCAAAGACCGCCUGCGCUCCCACAUGAUCCGGCACGAGGGAAAAGUAACCUGCAACAUUUGCGGCAAAAUGCUGAGCGCCGCCUACAUCACGAGUCACCUUAAGACGCACGGCCAGACCAGCUUCAGUAACCCCUGUAACAACAAAGGUGAGUUGACGGUAGGAGAGAUUUUAAAUAACUCCUUCCAAGUCCUAAUUGACAACUCUCACAAAGACGGCAAUAACGCUCACAACAGCUCUUCCACAGCGACGUCCGCCUCCAACUCCUCCGCCAUCCACUCGGCCAUGAGCCACGGCGCCAACGCCAGCAACGCCGUCACCAUCACCGCCCAGAUGAACAUUUCCACCAGCACCGUCAACAUCACCUCGCCCGUCAACAUGCAGCACCCCGUCACCAUCACCGGCCCCGUCAACCUGGCCUCCGUCAGCAUCCCCACGUCGGCCCACAUGAACCUCGCCCACCCGGUCGCCAUCAGCACGCCCAUGACCAUGAACAUCACGGGGCCGCUCAACAUCGCCAUGCGGCCCAUGGAUAGCAUGCCUUUUCUAACCCAGGCCUUGCCAUCUUCCCCUCCUUGGUAG